This is a messenger RNA of [Candida] anglica, 1473 nucleotides long. The record is from the annotation of a GenBank genome assembly. NCBI's taxonomy places the organism in Eukaryota, Fungi, Ascomycota, Pichiomycetes, Serinales, Debaryomycetaceae.
AUGACAGCAAGCGAAAUACCGACCCAGAAAACCGAAGUUAUCACUAUUAACGAUUUUGAAGCAAAAUCAACUGAGCCAGAAGUACCUCAUGAACGUCAAAUCGUCGAUGCAGUAAUCGCCAUUUGGAAACAAGAUCCAUCUACCGAAUCACUUGGAGUGGGGAAAUUGCAUGGUUUAGUCAAGGAAGAACACCCAAAUUGGUCUGUUUCAGAGAAACGUGUCAAGACUUUGUUGAAAAAGUUUGGUUUACUCACAAACAACGCAGGUGGCCAACAAUUUACGUAUGCCAAUGAAAUCAAAUCAGUUUACACUCCUGAUAUCGAGCUCCCACCAAAGGUGAUGAUUGUGUUAACUGGGAAGAGGGGUAAGGGAUUGUAUGCCAAGUCCAAGAUUGCCAAGGGUGAGACUAUUUUUGAAGAGAGUCAACUUUUCAAUGUUCCACCCUUAUCAGUUGUGAAAUUGAUUCAUUCAGGAAAGGCAUGUGCAUACUGUGGGAAGCUUUUACAACAAAACCCAGCGCAUGCCGGUAUAUCCGUCUUGAAAGGAUUGGAUUGUAACAUUUGUGCAGAAAUGUGGUGUCUGCAAGCAUGUAAGAGAGCCGAUUCCACGUUACAUGGGGUAUUGAAACAUAAUGUUUUCAAUCCAAAUGCUCGUGGAAGUAGUGGUAAAAAGAAGGCAAUUGAUGCAAAUGCCUUCUUAGAACUUCAAGAUUAUUCCGAAAAGGAACAAUGGAAUGCAUUAUAUGCAAUUACAAUAAUUUUUGCUAGCAUUAUCACCGAUAAAAGUGGAGUCAAGGGAAGACAAUUCCAAGCCAUGGCUAGAGUCUCACAAGCGAUUAGAUACAAAGCUAUUGAUUCAUCUGCUGGUGCCUUUGAUAACUUCCUGGGUGGAGCCUUGUUUGUGCAAGAACAACAAGAAGAACUUUGGAAAGAAGGUUAUAAGAAGUUUACUAAGGUUUUCCCGGUUGCUACUGAAGAAGGUCUUUUACCUUAUGAAGAGUUUAUGUACAUGAUGGGUACCUACAAUAUCAACAACUUGGACUCAUGUAUCUACCUUACUCAAUCCCACUUAAAUCAUAACUGUGAUCCAAACACAAGUGUCGAAACGUCACUCACCAAUAGACUGGACGGUCUCAAGGUCAUUGCCGCCCGUGAUAUUAGAUCCGGUGAAGAACUUACUACUACUUACGUAAACCCAGCCCACACCGUGCAACAAAGACAACGUGAACUUAGGGUCAACUGGGGGUUUGUUUGUGGGUGUCAAAAGUGUAAGGAUGACUUACAAUCGCAACAACGUCGUAAGUCCAGCUCUAGUGGACCAAAGGACAAGGCUGCAAUUCGAGACAUGUUGAAAUCUGCCAAGGAAGAGGUUGGUGGAGAAGGUAUCGAGUUAGAUAUCCCAACAAACUACAACGGAGAAAGAAGAAAGUCUGUUAGAUUUGAUGAGAAGGUUAUUGCUGUUAGCAAAGAGUAG